UGUUUAGUUUUCAUUGAAACUCAUGCUAUUUGAACUAAUAAAUUUUCAAACUAAUUUUAAAAUAUUGAAUUUUAUCCACAGUCAACCUUGUAUGAAAGGUGGGGUUCAACCAGUGUGAAGAUAAACAACCAUGUUUAUACGGCUGGUGGUGAUAAAUCCAACUUUGUCGAAUGUUUGAAUUUAAACCAAGUUGAUUGGUACAAGGUGGCUUCUAUGAAGGAACAACGAUGGCGUGCAGCAUCUGCUGUGUUGAAUGAUCAAAUGUGUGUAGCAGGAGGAUGUGGUGGUAGUAAUAUAUUCUCAUCAGUUGAAUUAUACAAUCCAAUGGUGAACACAUGGACAAACAUUCCUCCAAUGAAAACUGAACGAUAUCAACAUGCUCUUGUUUCUUAUAAUGGUCGCUUGUACACGUUUGGUGGACAUGAUGAUCCUUAUAGUUCAAAGUGUUUAAAUUCAAUGGAAAGUUUUGAUCCAAGAGAAGGGAAAUGGGAAUCACUAAAACCAAUGAAUGAGAAAAGAAAUGCAUUGUGUGGUGUUGUUUACAAUGAUGAGAUUUACGCCUAUGUUACGGUCAGAAACGUUUUUUUUUUUUUUCGAAACGUUUUUUAUGUUAACGUUUUUUGAUAGGUUAUGGUCAAAAACGUUUUAUUUUUUUUUUCUGAAACGUUUUUGGGUGUGUUUUAAUUUACGCUUUGGUGACCGGCAGGUGGCAGUAGAGUACUACAAUGCACUUAACGUUUGGCCACAUUUUUUUUAUGAAUAAAGAACAUUGGUGACCAGCAGAUGGCAGUAGAGAGUAGGACUACAUUGCUAAAACGUGGCACCUAACGUUUGGCCACAUUUUUUUAUCAACAAAAUAAUUUUUGGGACAAUACAGUCGGUUUGGAAUGAAAUUCCAAUUGCAUAAAGAACAGUUUUGGGAACUUGAAUAAAGAAAUGUCAUGAACAACAAAAGAAAGUGUAAUUGUAUAAAUAACAGUCAUUGACAACAAAAAAUGCAUACACAAACUCAAAAUAUAAAACAGUACACCUGAACACCAUAAUGAAAAUAGUAUUAACCUAUAAAUUUUUUUAUCCAGCAGGUAAUAAUAAAUUGAGGCAUUGAUCAUUAAAACAUUUACA
Molecule: messenger RNA, 1122 nt
Organism: Ciona intestinalis (vase tunicate)
Lineage: Eukaryota; Metazoa; Chordata; Ascidiacea; Phlebobranchia; Cionidae
Source: RefSeq, a predicted model, not a curated record